Messenger RNA from Punica granatum (pomegranate), 721 nucleotides. The record is from RefSeq and is a predicted model, not a curated record. NCBI's taxonomy places the organism in Eukaryota, Viridiplantae, Streptophyta, Magnoliopsida, Myrtales, Lythraceae.
UCUCUAGCUUGGCAGCCCACCUUGUUACUUCUUUCCAUUAUCAAUAUAUCGCACCCUCCAUCAAAACUAUAUCUGAACUCUCUGCAUUUUGCCUCUAACAUGUCAGUGACAUAUUAUCUUCUUCUCUCCUUGAUAUUACUUUCUUUGCUCGUGGUCGAUAGCCGCCGGCUCGGAUCCGCUGAUCAGAAGGAGCACCUGAAAAGAUCUGCCACUUCAUCCAUUAAGGUGGGAGAGAAGAUGAGAUCUCAAGAAUCUCAUAGAAAUGUGACUCGGAAGGAGAAGCCGCUCCCAAAAGAAAAGGGAAUGAAUGCAGCAGACAGUACUGGAAAGAGCUCUCCCUUUGAUGUGAAAACUGAAGAAAUAUAUACUACAGAGGGCACGAAGAGUACAGUGAUAGGUUCGAAGACAAAGGCAUCGACAGGUAAUGCUCAAGACGGUUCUCUUGUCAUAGUAUCUUGGCGUGUGCCUCGUCAGAAGACUAGCGAAAAGCAUCCGGGGUUUAACUUAGACUAUUCCCCGCCAAAAACGCAUCCUCCAUCUCACAAUUGAUGUGCCUAGAUACUACGUACUUUUGCUUGAAAGAGAUCAUCUCUAUAUCUUCAUUUGUCAGUCAUGGAACUGGAAGCAAUGCCAAUCAAUUUUGUAGGAAUCUGUCACAAGUAAUUUCUCGAGAACAUGCUUGUAGAGCCUCUUAAAUCAUGAACGCCGGCUGAAAUCUUAA